Messenger RNA from Durusdinium trenchii, 5970 nucleotides. Lineage: Eukaryota; Dinophyceae; Suessiales; Symbiodiniaceae. The record is from the annotation of a GenBank genome assembly.
AUGGCGGAGAUGGCGCAGGGCUUUUAUCAAAGGGAUGAGCCCUUGAACUUGCGAAGGGAUGCUGGUGAGUGUUCCCUCAAAGGUCCAAGAUAUCUCCGGCUACCAACGAGCCUGGUCAAAGCCGAUACCGCGCCCGCCACCUUCGAAGAAGAGGCCCUGUGCGCCCUGCUUCGAUUGGCCGGGCGGCCACUCCGCUUCGGAGACUUGCUUCACAUGGCACAGACAUUGGGCCUUGGAAUCCAAGACCAAAGACUGCAAGCCUACGAGGAUUGUGCGAAGAGAGGGUGUUUGGAUUCAGACGAAGAAGGUCAUGAAGGGGAUCGAGAGGAGGAGCCUCCUGUUAUUCAACGCGCGCCAGGCGCGAGGCGCGAGCUGGAGCCCCUGGAGCAUCUCCUCCGCGCCUCCAUUCGCCGGCGCCCCGACCUCUUCCGCGCGGGCGACCAGGAGCUGGAACCGGACCGCGAGGUCUCACUGGCCUGUACGCCGCCGCUGACCUAUUUCCAGAUCCCCUUGCCCAAGAUCUUCCAAGCAGUGUCCAAGCCGGAGACCCCUCUUCAGCAUUGGAAGUGGAUUAAUCGAGCGCUCGCGGUGGAGCAACGCUUCCAGACCCAGUUUCCCCAGGAGGAGGCAGAUGAAGACAAGUGCCAGGAACUCUGUGAUUUGGCUCUCCUACAGGAGUCGCUUCUGAGCACCGUCUAUGGAUAUGCACAGAAGAAGGCCAAAUCCAAAUCUCGCACCCAUGCGUUGCACAGCGACGCGAAAACGGAGCUGAUGAAGGCUUUCCAGCACCAUAUCAGCCAGGACGGAUAUUUAUCUUCCAGUGCUGUGAGAGCUGAGUUGGACAUGGUUUGCUCCAAUCGCAAAGUGCCACAGCAAAAACUCCUGAAGGACAAGGAGAUCGGCGAAAUCUUCAUGCACCAGAUGCGCGCGCAGUUCUUUGUCGACACCACCAUUUGGGUGGCCUUCGCACUUCAACCGAUUGUGACCUUCCAUGAUUUGGAGACGGCCAUUCUCAAAGGCACCGACUUCAAACAUUUAGAGCGCGGGGGAAAAUUCUCCGAGUCGGGCUUGGGGAAUUUGAUGUACCACCCCAUGGUGCGCCACUUCUUGUUGACAGAGAAGGCCCCUGGCGAUUGGCCUUCCGAGUUUCCCAAGAUCACUGGAGAGCAACUCCUACAUCUCAUGGUGAACUCAUGGACGGAGAACUUUUCAGAAAAGAAGUUCGAGAAUACCUGGAGCUUGGAAAGCGCCUUGAUGAAUGCAGCCCAACACUUGGGUCUUUCCCACUUUCGACAUAUUGGGGUCUAUGUGCAGCGAGAGCAUGUGGUGAAAGUGGUCAUGAAGCAGGCCUUGAGCCGAAAAAAUCGGAUUAUAAAAGAGAUCAACAAGCUUGUGAAGAGCAAGGCAGAGUCAGGUUAUGUUAGCUGCAGCUCCAACUGGGACGCUGACAAAUGGCUUCAAUUCUUCCAGAAGCUGCGCUCUUUGCGGUCAGUGUCUGAGCAGCUCUUCUACAUCCGCGAGGUCCUUCAACGGGAAUUGCAUGAGAUGCGAAGAGCCCAUGUGGACGGCUACGUGGAACAACUGCUUGCACCCCUGCUCCUUUGCGCGGUGUCUGGAGCACAUGCGGCCUCUGGUACAAAGGAAGAUCUGGCCGUCUCUUUGCAGCGCUGCAGCGAAGCGCUCCAGCCCUCGAAGAGCGUUUUGGAGGCGGCCGCUGGAGCACUCCAAGAGUUUCCUGCGAAGGAGAAGAGCUUCGCCAAGGUCCUGCUGAAGUGUGAGCAAGAGUUGCUACGAGCCUAUGACGUCCAGCGCCCUUGUGAGCUUCCCUUCUCGCUGCCGCAAUUUCUGGAUCUUCACUCUGAAUUGCAUCACAUGCUGCCGGUGGGCGAGAAUUCGAAGGGCUUCGGAUCCUCCUUGCGUUGCCCGCAGAGUGAGGAGAACGUUUUGCAUUGGUUCAAGGAUGUGCUGAGUGCAACCAUUUUGGCCGAAGGGGAGCAGGAAGAAGGAAGAAGUUUUGGCAAGUUGUUGAAAGCAGUGGGUCGAGGCGAAGAAGAGCUUUGCCAGCGCGGUGAGGUCACAACCUUUGACGAGCUGAAGCUGGGUUUCGGCUAUGGAGAGUUUUUGGCCAAGAAUGCAGAGGAGAUUGGUUCGCUCCUGGAUCGUUUCGACGACACCGACGCGUCUUCCCCGCUCACACGGGACUUGCGCACCUUUUGCGAUGAGCUGAAGGCGUUGCAAUGCAAUGCCUCAGAGGCGUUGUGUGGGAUCCGGGGUCAUUUCGCUUCGCUGCUCUCUCCCGCACAGGCGCAGGUCGCCUGGAACCGGGCAUCUGGCCUCACCAACGCUGCAGCUUCACCGGUCCUGGUCGCCUGGGCACGCGCGGCCGUAAGCGCGCACACCGAACAACAGCCGGGCAUGGCGAAGGGAGAUAAGAUACAAAAGACGGCUGAUGCUGUGGAAGAGAUCGCCUCCGCGCCAUUCCUGAUGGACUUGCAAGUGGUAUUGGAUUGGGAAGACCAAUUCCAGCCCGUGCUUGGCGAGCUCUCCUCCUUUUUGUCCUCCAGUGACUUUGCCACGCAGUGGAACCGAAGAGGUCGCCGUCGCGACGCAGACGACCCGGGACAGAUCACCUUGCUGGGCUGGCGGCACUUCGUGCGACUGCCCUCAGGCUCCGUGGAGGACUUCGCCAAAGCUCUGGACCGGAAAGACCCCGCCGCUGCCAGCGGAGCGGUGCUUCACCGAUACCUUGCAGAGGGGCGCAACUUCCGGCAGGACCAGUUCGUCUUCGCAGCCGAAGAAGCCUUAAGGGGCUGGCACCAAGACUGCCAUCAGCGUGAGAUUUUUGUGCUGCAAGCCAUCACUGCGUUGCCCCUGCAGUGGCGUGACGCCGUGGCACCCAUCUUUGCAAAAGCCUACACGAAGCUGGGUUUGCCUAAGCGAGAAAUGCUCCACGCGUCCCGGCGCAGAGCCGACUGGACAACGACUGUGAGGUGGCUCGCCAAGAACACAGGAGUCACCGAGUGGGAGUUAAAGUGGGAGAGCUUCUACGGCGUUGAUCUCUUGAGUGAGCCGGAGCAACGUGUUCCGCCCCUUCCUCGCCGCGAUCACGGCCACCAUGGGCGUCACGGCGCGGCCGCGGCGCCUUCACGCGGCGCCGCGCAGUUGGAGAUGAGCGAUGUGGACAGCAGUGACGGUGUGAUCUCCGAAGGCACCGACGAAGACGAGGGUCCCAGACGCGACGACGGGUCGGAGAAUGUGAAGCUUUGCCGGAGGAUUGCCAGGAACAAGGGAGUGAAGUUCCAGGACGUGGAUCCUUCCUCUCGCGAGUGGCUGCAAAGGCCCUUGCACUCGGCCCUCCGCUCGCUCCAGCAGACGGUGCAAGGUGCUGUGAAACGUCUUGCAGAUGAUCUCUACAGCGGAGAGGUGCAUUUCAUGCUGGAGCUCCUGCAAAAUGCAGACGACUGCGACUUCCCCAGCGAUGCCCUGCCAAGCCUCACAGUGACCUUCGAGUCCAACCCCGAGCAGUUUGCCAAAUGGACCACCUUCGAACCAUCCAAGCCUGCAAGUGCCUAUUUGAUCAUCGAGCACAACGAGACCGGCUUUCGUGAUUUCAAUUUGAAGGCCCUUUGCGACAUCGCCCAGUCCACCAAAGCGGGUGGUGCUCGGAAGUUCAUCGGUGCCAAAGGCAUCGGGUUUAAGAGCGUCUUCUGUGCCACCACGACGCCAGUGGUACAUUCAGGGCUUUACCAUUGCCACUUCGACUCGGAGGCCUUGGAAGGCUUGGGCUACUUGAUUCCUUUUCCGUUGACUCGCCCCUCGGGCUUCAAGACGGGCACGCGGCUGGUGCUGCCGCUCUACGAGCAAAGCAUGGUCGAGAAAUGUCGUCGAGUGGUGGAGGACUUGAAGCCAGAGCUGUUGCUCUUCUUGCGGAAGUUGGAGAAGAUUACCAUUGUGGAUCAUGUCUUGAAUGUCAAGAAGACGAUCCAGAAGUUCAUCGAUGAAGAAGGCCGGGAAGUACGGCUGGACACAUCCACUGUGUCGACGGCACCAGAUAAUCUCAAAGAGGAUGCUUCGAAGGUUUCUUGGUAUGUGCAUCGCCGUCCAGUAGCGCUUCCACGAGCUAUGGACGGGCAGCGGGACACCGAUCUCCAGAUCGCAUUCCCAAGGAGCACCGAGAGCUUUGAGAAGGAACAGCAGUUGGCCUUUGCUUGGCUACCCUUGAGAUCCUAUGGGUUCCGCUUCAUCGUCCAGGCAGAUUGGGCGGUGCCCAGCUCCAGGGAGUCGAUUUUGGCUGAGCACCCUUUGAACCAGAGCCUGCGAGCUGCGCUGCCAGAGACGUUUUGCGAGCUGAUCGAGCAGCUGGCCGAGCGGGCGCUGGCGAUCGACGACGCCGCGGCGCGGGAGAAGGAGUUUCAGCGCCUCUACAGUCUCAUCCCGCUAGAGGGCCAAGCGGCUGAGUUCUUCGUGGACACUCCCAAGCAGAUCCUUUCAGGACUGGAGGCGAAGAAGUUCGUGCUGGUCCGCCAAGGUGGCAAAGAUCUUUGUGUGACGCCGAAGGAGGUGGUGCGGAAGGAGCUGUCUGGACAGGCCGAGGUGCUUUCGGAGCUCACAGAGGAUGCCAAGGAGGUUCUCGAAAACCUUCUCAACACGAGCAACAUGUACUUCGAGAGGGGAAUCCUCAGCAGUGCGGUGGCAGAUGCCUUGAAGAUCCCCAAGCUGAAUGAGCUGAUUGCCUACCGCUGUUUGGAGUCCUUGUCCCGAAGCAGCGAAACACGUGGUGCCCACACCGCUGCAGAGCUGACGUUGAUCCACCUGCUGCUGAGGAUUUUGCACUUGGCCAACAUCCCGAAGGAAGAUGUGGAGAAGAUUCGGGAACUGCAAGUGAUCCCCACCGAGAGCGGGAAGCUUUGUUCGGUCAAGCAAAAGAUUUACAUGGUUGAUGAGAAGAUGGCCGAGAUGCUUCAAGGUUAUGCAGAGGGCCUCAACCUGAAGUUUCAGCAGACCAUGCAUCCCGAUGUUGGACAUUUCCUCAAGCGGCUCGGGGUUCAGCAGACGGAUGGUGCCAAGUUUCUGAACGAGAUUCUGGUGCCGAUCUUGACUGCCGAAGAGAUCCCAGACUACGAGCAACUGAUUUCCGCUACACAGAGGAGCCGCUACUGCUUGAGUUCUUUGAACCCGCAACCAAGAACGGAAUUUCUUUGCCGUUUGCGAACCAAGAUGUGGGUGGUGGUUGACAAACCGCAACCACCCAGAAACAUGUUGACGACUAUGCAAGAUCCCGUGCAACUGUGCGACACUGUGGUGCAUGUUGUGUCUUUGCCACCUGGCAUUCGCAGUUCUUGGAAAGGACCGCCCCGGUACAGCGUGUCCUGGCUCUACAAGCAGGAUGAUGACGGAGCCGGUGACAAUCUGCCUUGGGAACAGUUUUGGGAAGAACUUGGAUGCUGGCCAGUCAUCAGUCUCCAAGUGCCCAAAGGAGAUGAUCCAAUGACGUACAGUGAAAGUCCGGAUUUCUUGCAAAUUCUUCAAGUGCUCGAGCAUCUGCAGUCUACGCCUCCGAUUGCACAGCAGGCAGCAGAGCAAUUGGUGAGGUGGUUAAAGCCCUAUGGCAAGUUCUAUUCAAAGUACUUCCCAGAGAAGCCCACUCAGAUACACCUUCCUCCAAGCUCCUUUGCAGUGGUUUUUGGCAACAGUCCCUGGAUGCCCUCCUUGAAGAAGAACAGAUUACUCACACUGAACGAAGGAUGGAUCAGCAGGUCAUCCUCCGAUGACAAGAAGAAUAAUGUCAACAACAAGCUUCUGAACACCACCUUGAAGACUUUGCGAAGAACUGGGAGUUUCUACCUUGGGUUUGGGAUCGACCCACAGCACGAAUCCUGGUGCGGACACUCAAAUCGUUCACUGGAAGGCCUGUGGCGAUUAGCCUUCAGCAUGCCAUUCAGUUCUACGACGCCCUUGCCAAAGCGUUGA